AAUGAAGCCCGGUGUUUCUGUUAAACCAUAACGGUGUUUUACUCAUGAUGAAUCUCCUCUCCAUCUCUCUGCUCGAUCAGCGAGUCAUUAGUAUCAGCGGAAGUACAUCCGGUCACCCGGAAGUGACUCUCCGCGUCUUUGUGUUUGUGUUUAUCUGUGCUGCAGAGUGUCAGAGUCCGCGAUGCAGGUCUCAGCUGUGGUGAUUGAUCAGUGACGGUGAGGAUGGACAGCUGCUUCUUUCUCUGACCAGAGCACACAUGAUCAGCUGAGCCGAUCUCCUGACGCUGACUCCAUGCUUUCUGAUGAGCUGGACUCCAAACCUGAGCUGUUGGUUGAGUUUGUCCAGAACGCCUGCAUCCCGCUGGGUGAGAGUCUGGAGGAGGCCGAGCUCAAGCCCUCCUGUGUGCCGCUGGAGCUGCCAGAGAGCGCUCUCAGUCAUGCCGUGUCCCCGCCGCUGUCAGACUUGUGUCCAGAGCGCAGUCCAGUGCUGGUGCAGCUUCAGUCUCCAGCCGCAGCUCAGACACCCACAAUCCUGCAGGAGCUGCAGAACAACGACAGCACAUCAUACAUCCUGCUGAACCUGGCUAAAGGUCUUGCUGCGUCUGCCGAGCCGCUGGUGUUUGUGCAGGAUGAGGUGGACGAGGCUCAGGAGGAGGUUUCGGUUUCGGGGGACAUCAGCACCCCAUGGUACCUGCGGGUUCAGGAGCUGGCCCACGACAGCCUGAUCGCUGCCACACGCGCACAACUGGCCAGAGACGCCCGCGCCACAGCCAACAGUGAGCACCUUCUCAGCUGUGCGUCAGACGGGCAGAAGAGAGAGUCGUCUCCUCGGGUCAGCAGCCGCUCAGAGAAGAUCCACCGCUGCCCAUACGAGAGCUGCUGCAGGACCUUCACCUACCCCGCACACCUCAAAUACCACCUCAAAACACACCGGAAUGACCGCACGUUCCGCUGUGGCGCUGAGGGUUGUGGGAAGAGCUUCUAUGUGCUGCAGCGGCUGCAGGUCCACAUGCGCACACACAACGGAGAGAAACCCUUCAUCUGCAGCGAGAACAACUGCGGGAAGAAGUUCACCACCGCCGGCAACCUCAAGAACCACAGACGCACACACACAGGUGAGAAGCCCUUCCUGUGUGAAGUGAACAACUGUGGACGCUCCUUCGCUGAAUACUCCAGUCUGCGCAAACACAUGCUGGUGCACUCUGGUGAGAAGCCUCAUGUGUGUUCUGUCUGUGGGAAGACGUUUUCUCAGAGCGGCAGCAGAAACGUCCACAUGAAGAAGAGACACAGCGGAGACGACAGCAGCACAGACACUGGUUACUCCAACAUUGAUAACAAUGGCAGAGAGAUCGCCACCUGCACAUCUGAAGCGCUCACUCAGAGCAGUCUGCUAGAGGAAGAGGGUGGAGUCAGUCUCCAUCACUCCAUAUUAAGGACUCAGAGCUUCUGUCAGGACGGCACCUGUUCUCCGGCUGCACCUACAGACCCGCUUGCCGCUCUGGCUCCGCCCCAUGAGCUCGUCUCCAUGACGACAGGCCACACCUACAGUGAUGAUGUGGUCACUCUGCUGUAGCGGCGCACCUUGUAAAUAAACUAUUUUAGCAAAGCCA
Molecule: messenger RNA, 1610 nt
Organism: Danio rerio (zebrafish)
Lineage: Eukaryota; Metazoa; Chordata; Actinopteri; Cypriniformes; Danionidae
Source: RefSeq, a predicted model, not a curated record